GGGGAACCAUGUUACUGUGAUCUAUGUGUUUCUAAAUCGUGUAGUCACUGUGGGAUACUAGCAGUCAUUUAUAAAAGCAAGGAGUUUGCAGGUUCAAGCAGUUGGGAAUAGACUACAACACCGUCACCAUGUCUAUUAUGUCCUAUAAUGGAGGGGCCGUCAUGGCCAUGCGGGGUAAGAACUGUGUAGCGAUCGCAGCAGACCGGAGAUUUGGCAUUCAGGCUCAGAUGGUCACCACAGACUUCCAGAAGAUCUUCCCUAUGGGAGAGAGGCUGUACAUUGGGCUGGCUGGACUGGCCACUGAUGUUCAGACAGUAGCCCAGAGGCUUAAAUUCAGAUUGAACUUGUAUGAGCUGAAGGAGGGUCGUCAGAUUAAGCCCAAGACCUUCAUGAGCAUGGUGUCCAACCUGUUGUAUGAAAGGAGAUUUGGGCCAUACUACAUUGAACCUGUAAUUGCCGGACUAGAUCCCAAAACCCUAGAGCCCUUCAUCUGCUCCUUGGAUCUGAUUGGCUGCCCCAUGGUAACAGAAGAUUUUGUUGUGAGCGGCACCUGUUCAGAGCAGAUGUACGGCAUGUGUGAAUCUUUGUGGGAGCCAGACAUGGAACCGGAGGACCUGUUUGAGACCAUCUCCCAAGCCAUGUUGAAUGCCGUUGAUAGAGAUGCCGUGUCUGGCAUGGGAGUCGUCGUACAUGUCAUUGAGAAAGACAAGAUCACCACACGAACCCUGAAGGCCAGGAUGGACUAGAGCUGCUGUUUCUCCCCACACUUCACCAACACAGAUGCUUUUGUAUACAAAUAAUAAACGAUGCUUGUCCUUUCUUUUUUUUCUUAUUGAUAUUGUUCAAUAAACGAACACAGGUUUAAACAAUGAA
Chelmon rostratus (copperband butterflyfish) is the source of this 873-nucleotide messenger RNA. It is a transcript of the gene psmb3, whose product is annotated as proteasome 20S subunit beta 3. Gene Ontology annotation, biological process: proteasome-mediated ubiquitin-dependent protein catabolic process. The record is from RefSeq and is a predicted model, not a curated record. Bases 129 to 746 code for a protein of 205 amino acids. Gene Ontology annotation, cellular component: proteasome core complex; proteasome core complex, beta-subunit complex. The transcript has 6 exons. NCBI's taxonomy places the organism in Eukaryota, Metazoa, Chordata, Actinopteri, Chaetodontiformes, Chaetodontidae.